This is a messenger RNA of Aspergillus caelatus, 1071 nucleotides long. RefSeq lists its product as uncharacterized. The transcript has 2 exons. Lineage: Eukaryota; Fungi; Ascomycota; Eurotiomycetes; Eurotiales; Aspergillaceae. The record is from RefSeq and is a predicted model, not a curated record. The coding region runs from base 122 to 400 and encodes 92 amino acids.
GCAUAGUCAAACAAAUCUUAAAAUAUCCACCCCAGAGUAUAUAAUCACCUUCCUCCCUUCGGCACCAACCCCUAGAACCUUUUCCUCGGAACCUCUGCCCCCCAAGAACCGAUCGACCACCAUGAUCCAACUAAAAGACCUUCCCCCUCCCCCACCAUAUUCAGAAACGCAACCUUCCUCCUACUCAGAUACCCCUUACGAUGAGGAAGCCACCUUUGAGUCAACCGAGCCCCGAGGGUUAGAAUUUGAUCCACGCAAUACUAUCCGCCCCGACGGCACCCAGCGUUGGUGGUCACGCAACGUCAAGCGCCAAAUCUUUUGCUUGUUCUGUGUCGUCCUGGUGAUAGCGGUGACGCCAUAUGUGGUUCUUACUAUUUUGAUGAGCCAGUGGAGGUUCUAGCUCCUGUGAACAUGUCCUUCCCGAUGUUUUGAAAUCCCCAGGAGGUGCUGGGCGGGGAUUUGGGAGAGCUGUGAUACGUUACAGGCUUAUGGUCGACUUGUGACAGGUCAUGGAUUUCUUUCUGUGGUCGCAUUUUAUGGAGUUUGACGUCCGCAGGGAGAAUCGCGAGACACUCGAUGAUAGGGGAUGGAUUCAUACUGUUAGCGGUAUUUCAACACCGUUCUCACCCAUUGCUGUCGGUUUUCUUUCGGUGUUUUGCGGCCCCAAUCACCCCGCGACAGGGUUAAGAGAGAGGCAAUUCGGAUGACAAGGAUUACCAAGAGCAAACCAGCGCGAAGAGGUCAACCUGAAGACGGCCAAAUAAAACUUCAUCAAACAAUUCAUCGACCGGCAGUAUAAUAUAGAAAAUGGAGGAAAGCACAAGAGGUGGGUGAAAGAAGUUCGGAUCUAAUGCAACAUUUCGAGUAGUCAAAUUGUUGACUUUGUCACAUGCGGCGUAUGCUAGAUCUAAACGUGGAGGAAACGGCCAACUUCUGAUCACUUGACAGGAAUUUAAGGUUAAACUGUGUCCGAAGUGACUGGGAUCAUUCCUGAGAAAAUUUUGAUAAUUAUGAUAUCGAGUCGUAAAGGGCCCUUAUAUAUGCACAAUAUGAUACAAAUCCUUAUGUUUG